This is a messenger RNA of Xyrauchen texanus (razorback sucker), 976 nucleotides long. RefSeq names its product peptidyl-prolyl cis-trans isomerase B. The record is from RefSeq and is a predicted model, not a curated record. NCBI's taxonomy places the organism in Eukaryota, Metazoa, Chordata, Actinopteri, Cypriniformes, Catostomidae. Gene Ontology annotation, molecular function: peptidyl-prolyl cis-trans isomerase activity. Gene Ontology annotation, biological process: protein peptidyl-prolyl isomerization; protein folding. The transcript has 5 exons. Gene Ontology annotation, cellular component: intracellular membrane-bounded organelle. Bases 69 to 719 code for a protein of 216 amino acids.
UCCUCCCCGGAUGCCCCAGAAUCCCCAAAACCCAGGAAUCGCCACACAUUCAUUUUUUCUGGUCGUUCAUGGUUCGGGUCUGCGAAAGGAGGAUGAAGUUUUUGGUGGCAGUCACAUUGGUCGUUGGCUCGGUGAUUUUCCUACUAUUUCCGAACGGAUCCGAGGCGGAUGAGAAGAAAAAGGGACCCAAAGUCACGGCCAAGGUUUACUUUGACAUGAGGAUAGGAGAUGAGGAUGUAGGUCGGAUUGUCAUUGGACUCUUUGGAAAGACUGUCCCUAAAACAACGGAAAACUUCAUUCAGCUGGCCACUGGAGAGAAAGGAUUCGGUUACAAGGGCAGCAAGUUCCAUCGGGUUAUCAAAGACUUCAUGAUCCAGGCAGGAGAUUUCACUAGAGGAGACGGAACUGGAGGCAAGAGCAUAUAUGGUGACCGUUUCCCUGAUGAGAACUUCAAGUUGAAGCAUUAUGGUCCAGGUUGGCUCAGCAUGGCCAAUGCUGGUAAAGACACAAACGGCUCCCAGUUCUUCAUCACCACCGUCCAGACGCCAUGGUUAGACGGCAAACACGUUGUCUUCGGCAAAAUCCUGGAAGGCAUGGAUGUUGUGAGAAAAAUCGAGGCCACCAAGACAGACGGACGAGAUAAACCUCUCAAAGAUGUCACAAUCCACGAGUGUGGCAAGAUCGACGUGGAAAAGCCUUUUGCUAUAGCUAAAGAGUAAAUUAAGUUUGGGGACAAGAUAGGACUCUGGGUUAAAGGGGAUUGAAUUUGGUGCAAAGAGUUCUAGUGGAGAGAAAAGUGUGUAUGUAUGAGCUCAUCUGGGCUCCGUCCCUUUGUGGGACCAUUGUGCACGCAAGUCCUGAUCCGUAGAGCGGUACAUCCUGGGUCAAAUUCCAGCAUUCCAAGUGGUCAGAUUUCUGACCCGCUACAACUUGCUUUGUAAACAAAUGUUCAAUAAAGGAUCCAGGUUUUCUUAAA